AAGAGAGGCGGAAGUGAGCGCAGAGGUUGCGUGUUUUCCCUCCCUCCCUCCCUCCUCUCUGGUUGCUGCUCAGCGGAUGUUUUAGAUCGGUCUGGAGGUGGCAGCGAGUGGAGGUUGAAGCGGUUGACUGUGGAUAGGAGGGCACGGGCUCAGGAGGGUUUUAAAGAACUGAGUCGUUAAAAAUGGUGGACUACUACCAGGUACUAGGAGUACACAAACAUGCUUCUCAAGAAGAAAUUAAAAAAGCAUAUCGCAAACUGGCACUGAAAUGGCACCCUGAUAAGAAUCCUGACAAUAAGGAUGAAGCGGAAUCAAAAUUUAAGCAACUUUCAGAAGCCUAUGAAGUUCUUUCUGAUUCUUCAAAGCGUGACAUCUAUGAUCGAUAUGGCAAAGAAGGUUUGACUAAUGCUGGUGGAGGUGGUCGUCAUGGUGAAGGCUUUGACUUCGGCUUCACAUUCCGCAAUCCUGAAGAUGUUUUCAGGGAAUUCUUCGGAGGAAGAGAUCCAUUUGCAGAUUUCUUCUCGGAUGAUCCCUUUGAAAGUUUUUUUGGACAACGACGUCGAAGGGGAGUUGAAAGAAGCAGGGGUGGAGGAGGGCCUUUCUUCUCUCCCUUUGGUGGAUUUCCUGCUUUUGAUACUGGUUUUACUUCAUUCAGUUCAUUUGGAAAUCUCGGAACAGCAUCAUUUUCCUCCUCUUCAUUUGGUGGUAGUGGAAUGGGUAACUUCCGAUCAGUAUCAACAUCCACAAAAUUUAUUAAUGGCAGGAAAGUCACCACUAAGAGGAUUAUAGAAAACGGCCAAGAAAGAGUGGAAGUAGAGGAAGAUGGCCAAUUAAAAUCUUUAACGAUAAAUGGAGUUGAAGAUGAGCAUGCCUUAGCAUUGGAGCUCAGAAAGCGUGGACAGCAGGCCUUACCAAGUCAUUUGUCUCACACCAACUCUUCACGCCAGCAUUCCAUGUCCUACCCAAAACAUGACUACCAGUAUCAUAUUGUAGAUGAUGAUGAUGUCGGCUCAGCAACAGUGGUCACCAGUGGAGUGGACAGUUCCAACAUAGCAGGCCAAAGAGAAGGAGGGAAGAGAAGGAAGCAACGACACAAGGAAGAGCUGAAGAAAAAGAGGCAAACAAAAGUGAAGCAUUAGUUCUAAGGUCAAGGCAGUCGAGGUCAAUCGAGAUGUGGUUGGAGCUCCCACAGGUGAAAGAGAAGCCUCCCUAAAAAUAUUCUAAAGACAAGUAAAUGAAUCUUAAAUAAAUUGCAGGGUGUUGAUAAAGUAGAUCAUCUUUAAGUAAUGAUGUGUGGUGAUUUCCUGUCUAUUUAUGCUGUAAUCCUUUUGCUUAUUGCUUUAUUUUUAAUCACACUGUAAAUGGUCCUAUUGUGUUUGAAAUGACUGCAUCUGAAGAGCAAAGUAAGUAGAAAUUCCAACUGGCAAAGUUUGAAUGAAUACCUAGUGCAGAUUUUAUGUGUACUAUUGUAUGCGUGCAAUAGAAGGAAAAUACAUUAAAAAUCUUGCUUGGAACGUGGGAAUUUUCAUCAUGGUUGGUCACAAAGGUGGUGGUGGGUCACUUUUCUGAACCUGUUCAAUGAACAUGCUGUCAGAACAGAGGGUACCAAGAUACAGAAAAAAAUAGAAGAAUGUCCUUCUUCUCAAAUGGUCAGAAAAUUAUUUACAAUGAAUAAAUUUCUCUUCAAAGUGUUCCAACACAACAGCUAAUUUAUGUGCAGGGUCCCACAAACAGAAAUUCAAGAAAUCGCAGGAAAUCUCUUCUCUGACAGUAACAAUCAAGCAUAGUGGCACCUACUUCUCUGCAAAUAGUGCUAUGGGAUCAUUUCAGUCUGUUUAAAUAGUUAAAUGGGGCUAGAGUUUAAUAUCCUCAGCAAAAAGUCUACAGCUCACACAGGGCAACACCUGCUCAAUAUAAUGAAUCAGUUUCUUUCAACCCAUUGAAUGCUGCCAGUUCAACUUUAGUACUAGUAAAGUUAAAAUGUUGCACACAGAAAUGCAUACACACGUGGUUUAUGUUUUAAAAAUAAGCUUUAUAUUUCAGAAUAGCGACCCUGCUAUUGCUCAUGAUUUACUGUUACCUGUACCUCCUAUUUGCAUUAUUGUAAAGUUGUUAUUUCACUAUAUCUUUUGUUAUACCAUGGCUGUUCAUUUAGUUGCCUUUUUCUCCUCUACUUUGUUUACCAAAAUGCUUCUGUUUUGCCAGAAGUUGAUCACUUGGACAUGUGAUUUGUUCUUGUGCAGGCAAAUUAAAAGUUUCAUUAUUUGUGGGAUAUUUUAGGUAAAGCUUAAUUUGGUGGCAUUCUGUGUUGCACAUAGUUAAAGAUAAGAUAGUGUAAACAGCAAAUUUACUGUGUUAUAUAUCAAUACUGAAAUGCUGCAAGAGGGAGUUUGUGUUACUGUAUACCUCCUACUUCUGGUUUUUAUUAUGCAUUUGGUAUGACUGUGCCUUCUGCUUAUUAAUAUAUUGAAUUCUUGCUGGUAAGUUUGAUUGCUGAUCCUUGUAACCUCAGCAAAGAGGGGUUUGCCCUAUUGUCCUAAAAAUAAAACCUCACAACUUU
Messenger RNA from Hypanus sabinus (Atlantic stingray), 2560 nucleotides. It is a transcript of the gene dnajb6b, whose product is annotated as DnaJ heat shock protein family (Hsp40) member B6b. Gene Ontology annotation, molecular function: Hsp70 protein binding; ATPase activator activity. Gene Ontology annotation, cellular component: endoplasmic reticulum membrane; cytosol. Lineage: Eukaryota; Metazoa; Chordata; Chondrichthyes; Myliobatiformes; Dasyatidae. The transcript has 11 exons. The coding region runs from base 183 to 1139 and encodes 318 amino acids. Gene Ontology annotation, biological process: positive regulation of proteasomal ubiquitin-dependent protein catabolic process; protein refolding. The record is from RefSeq and is a predicted model, not a curated record.